ACUCACAAUUUUGAGAAUUAAUUUUUUGUUUAUUAACUUAAAACAAAGAAUGAAAAAAUGUCAAAUGAUGCCAAUGAAGCAUCUGUUUGUCUGUCACCGUCAUGCUUAAGAACAAAUAAAAAAAUGAAAACAAAAGAGGAAGAAAGAAGACACGCAUGACGCAUCACAUCACCAUCACAUAAGAAUAAAGAGAACAAUUUUGAAGGAACAGCAAACGAAGUUUCUAUUUUUGAUGCUUCUUUUUUACUGUAUGGGAAUUCCAUGUCACCAACAACAACUACCACUCCCAUGUCUUGUUUAUUAAUCCCACAACACAACAACAUCAUUUCCUUCUUCUCAUGUUUUCUCCAUUUCCCUCCAACAACUUCACAAAAGUUCCGCUUUCUUUCUUGCCUUGAGGUGAGGGAGGGAUAAUUCAUGUUGGUCUUCUCAAAAGUGAAAAAAGUUUCCUUUUUGAGAUUGAAAACAGAUACCCAUUUGCAAGAUUGAUAAAACCCAUAUAACAAAAUCAUGUUUUCAUAAUUGGGUAUGUUUGUGCUAUUGAAUUCACUUGAGAGAGAGAGAUCUAGUGUUGUUUAAGUUGAUUUUUUUCAGGGGCUUCAAAGGAGCUUUUGAGAAAUCUGUGUUCUUCAUCAUAGUUAAAUGGCGUCUGAUCUAAGCUCGAGGUUGUCAAAGAAAACAUCUGUUUUGGGGUUGGAAGCAUGGGAAUUAAUGGGGCUAAUAGUUGGUUUAUUCAUUGUAAUCAUUCUUCUAGUGUUAUCAAUAUGUCUUACUUCAAAAAAGAAAUCCAGAAGAGUCAAUGGCAUGCUUCCACUGAGCCACAGGUUAUCUGUUUCAGAAGAGAUCAAAGAGAUUAGCGUUGAUCAGGUUUCAACAAAUAGUCGUCCUCAGAAUGGCGCAUUUACGAGUCUUUAUGACAAAUUUAGUGACAAAGAAUCCGAAAAUAUUUUGCUCCAAACGAAGAAUGGUGAAUAUAACAGCCAAUCAGGCUCGUUUAUUCACGUCGAGAAAGACGCUGCUGGCUCUCAAUCAGGUGAAGAAAAUGGUGCUAAGUCUCUUUCUGCACACAGGCUUUCUUUGACUUCGCCGUCACCUCUGUCUGGUCUUCCCGAGUUCUCUCAUCUUGGCUGGGGGCACUGGUUUACAUUGAGGGACCUAGAACUAGCAACAAACAAGUUUUCAAAAGCGAAUAUUAUUGGUGAAGGAGGAUAUGGAGUUGUUUAUCAAGGCCAGCUGAUCAAUGGGAAUCCAGUGGCUAUUAAGAAGCUACUAAAUAAUCUUGGACAAGCUGAAAAGGAAUUUAGAGUGGAAGUUGAGGCUAUUGGUCAUGUGAGGCACAAGAACUUGGUUAGACUUUUGGGUUUUUGCAUUGAAGGCACUCACAGGUUGUUGGUUUAUGAGUAUGUUAACAAUGGAAAUUUAGAGCAGUGGCUUCAUGGAGCCAUGCAGCAGCAAUAUGGUUUUCUCACGUGGGAUGCUCGAAUUAAAAUUCUUCUUGGAACAGCUAAAGCGCUGGCUUAUUUGCACGAAGCGAUUGAGCCAAAAGUUGUCCAUCGAGAUAUUAAGUCAAGUAAUAUUCUAAUUGAUGAUGACUUCAAUGCCAAAAUAUCCGACUUUGGACUAGCCAAGUUACUUGGUGCGGGAAAAAGUCACAUUACGACUCGAGUAAUGGGUACUUUUGGAUAUGUUGCUCCAGAAUAUGCCAAUUCUGGCUUACUAAACGAGAAGAGUGAUGUUUAUAGCUAUGGCGUAUUGCUCCUUGAAGCCAUUACUGGAAGAGACCCAGUGGAUUAUAACCGCUCAGCCGCUGAGGUAAAUUUGGUCGAUUGGCUGAAAAUGAUGGUAGGUAAUAGGCACGCAGAAGAGGUGGUAGACCCAAACAUGGAACCCAGACCAUCAACAAGUGCACUUAAACGAGUCCUUUUGACUGCUUUGAGGUGUGUUGAUCCAGAUUCUGAAAAAAGACCCAAAAUGAGUCAAGUGGUCCGCAUGCUUGAAUCAGAAGAAUAUCCCAUACCUAGAGAGGAUCGAAGACGCAGGAAGAGUAAUGCCACAAAUACUGAUUUGGAGGCGCAGAAGGAGACUUCUGAUACAGAGAAGAGUGAUCACCCAGAUUCCAAGUCCAGCGGAAAAAAUGUAAGAAGAAAUCAGCGAAAGUAAAACUACAAAUCAAAAGGCUAGAAGUACCUAUUCCAAGUGAAGGUACGCGCAAUUGAAUGAGCCAUUUUUGCAUUCUUUUCGUGCGAGCUUGUAUGAGUUAUGAUAACUGCCCCAUUUUACGUCAUAUUCAUGGAGCUGGAUAAGAGUUACUUUGUGAUAUACCUAUUUGGCUGCUAUAACUUGGAUCAUGUAGAUGUUAGGAUGUAGAUUAUUGUGUGUGAAUACGGGAUUCAACAGAUCUCUUACACCAGUUUGUAUUUUGUACAGAUUAUUUGUAUUCAUACUUUUCACCUUGUAUUUCUAUUUGUUUCACCACUCAUUAGGAUUGUAAAGUAAUGUUUCCUUGUGUCUGACACAAGAAAAUUAUGUAAAGCGUGAAGACACAAAAUAUGUGCCUUAUUAUUGUCUA
Molecule: messenger RNA, 2569 nt
Organism: Trifolium pratense (red clover)
Lineage: Eukaryota; Viridiplantae; Streptophyta; Magnoliopsida; Fabales; Fabaceae
Product: probable receptor-like protein kinase At5g18500
Exons: 8
Coding region: 643-2160 (505 amino acids)
Biological process (GO): protein phosphorylation
Molecular function (GO): protein kinase activity; ATP binding
Source: RefSeq, a predicted model, not a curated record